This is a messenger RNA of Wallemia ichthyophaga EXF-994, 1164 nucleotides long. RefSeq names its product putative 26S protease subunit rpt4. The transcript is spliced from 2 exons. The coding region runs from base 1 to 1164 and encodes 387 amino acids. The record is from RefSeq and is a predicted model, not a curated record. Gene Ontology annotation, molecular function: ATP hydrolysis activity; ATP binding; proteasome-activating activity. Gene Ontology annotation, cellular component: cytosolic proteasome complex; proteasome regulatory particle, base subcomplex. NCBI's taxonomy places the organism in Eukaryota, Fungi, Basidiomycota, Wallemiomycetes, Wallemiales, Wallemiaceae. Gene Ontology annotation, biological process: positive regulation of RNA polymerase II transcription preinitiation complex assembly.
AUGUCACAGGAAGAUGCACUUAGGGAAUAUCGCUCAAAGAUCACAGAACAUGAGCAAUUGAGUGAGAGGCUGAGGAAUAUACGCAGGAAUAUCAAAGACAUGGAUGGCUCUUUCAAUCAAACAGAGGAAGACAUGAAAUCGUUGCAAUCUGUUGGUCAGAUUAUUGGUGAAGUGCUUAAGCAACUCGACAGCGAGAGAUUCAUCGUUAAAGCUUCUUCCGGUCCUAGAUACGUUGUACACGCUAGACCGACAAUCAACCAAUCAAAACUCAUACAAGGUGUUAGAGUUUCCCUCGACAUGACCACACUCACCAUCAUGAGAAUACUCCCACGUGAAGUUGAUCCAAUGGUGUAUAACAUGUCCAUGGAAAACCCUGGUGAAGCUUCUUUCGCGGGUAUUGGUGGUUUAACUGAUCAAAUCAGAGAACUCAGAGAAGUCAUCGAGUUACCCCUAAACAACCCUGAACUCUUCUCUAGAGUUGGCAUCAAUCCCCCUAAAGGUGUCCUCUUAUACGGUCCUCCUGGUACAGGUAAAACUCUAAUCGCACGCGCAUGUGCUGCUACCCUCCAAACCAACUUCCUCAAAGUCGUCUCAUCUGCCAUCGUUGACAAGUUCAUCGGUGAAUCAGCCAGAGUCAUUAGGGAAAUGUUCGGUUACGCCAAGGAGCACGAGCCUUGCAUCAUCUUCAUGGACGAAAUUGACGCUAUCGGUGGCCGUAGGUUUAGUGAAGGUACAUCCGCUGAUCGUGAAAUACAGAGAACUUUAAUGGAGCUACUCAACCAGCUAGACGGUUUCGAUAAUCUUGGUAAAACUAAAGUUAUCAUGGCUACAAACAGACCUGAUACUCUCGAUCCUGCUCUUAUGCGUCCUGGUCGUUUGGAUAGAAAGAUCUUUAUCCCUCUCGCAAAUGCAACUGGAAGAACUGAAAUUCUCAAAAUUCACGCUAAGGAUAUAAAUAAAGAGGGUGAAAUCGACUUUGAAUCGGUUGCUAAACUCUGUGAGAACUUUAAUGGUGCCGAUUUGCGUAAUGUCUGCACAGAAGCUGGUAUGGUUGCUAUUCGUGAUGAGAGAGACUUCGUAAGACAAGACGACUUUGCUAAGGCUGCGCGUAAAUUACAAGACAACAAGAAACACGAAACGCCAAUUGACUACAGUAAUAUUUAA